UGGAAGUGUCAGUCUGUCAGUCCAGCGGAGCAGCACCAGUAGCACAACGACCUCAUCUUGGCGUUGGAAGCAUUUCUUGGGACCAAAAACAAAUUCCAGCUCCAAGCGAACAGUGUGGCGUUCUUUUACUGUUCUAAAUUGUAAGAAAUUGUCGGCAUUUGGUAGAUUCCACAUCUGAAGACCGCUUUCGAAAAAUGCUGUUCAAAGUGUGGCACGCAGUGGCUGGCGGAAGGUUCCUCUCGACCAGCGCGGCGCGGCAUGGCUCGAAAAAAGUCCCCACCCGGCAGAUCAACAAGCUGCUGAUAGCAAAUCGAGGAGAGAUCGCAUGCCGAGUUAUGCGGACUGCGAAUCGACUGGGCAUUCAAACGGUGGCCGUUUUCUCCGAUGCUGACGAGCGGUCCCUACAUGCCAAAAUGGCCAAUGAGGCGUACAAUAUUGGACCCCCGGCGUCGCAGCAGUCUUAUCUGCGAGGGGAGAAGAUUCUGGAGGUGGCCAAAAGGGCCGGAUGUCAAGCCAUUCACCCGGGAUAUGGUUUCCUGUCGGAGAAUGUGGAGUUUGCUGAGCUGUGCCAACAGGAGGGAGUGAUCUUCAUUGGUCCCCCGGCCAGUGCAAUUCGGGACAUGGGUAUCAAGAGCACGUCGAAACAUAUUAUGAGCGAGGCGGGAGUUCCGAUCAUCAACGGAUAUCACGGAGAGGACCAAUCGGAUGAGCGUCUGAUGCAGGAAGCGAAGAAGAUUGGCUUUCCGCUAAUGAUUAAGGCGGUUCGCGGUGGAGGCGGAAAGGGCAUGAGAAUUGCCGAGACGGAAGCGGACUUUUUCCCGGCCUUGCAGUCGGCCAGGACCGAAUCGGAGAAGGCUUUCGGAGACAGUUCGAUGCUGCUGGAAAGGUAUGUCCGAUCGCCACGCCAUGUGGAAGUGCAGGUCUUUGCCGAUCACCAUGGGAACGCGGUUUACCUGUAUGAGCGGGAUUGUUCCGUUCAGAGGCGUCAUCAGAAGAUCAUCGAGGAAGCUCCUGCCCCUGGGCUGUCGGAAGAACUGCGGGUUCAGUUGGGAGAAGCCGCCGUUCGAGCUGCCAAGGCCGUGAAUUACGUUGGUGCCGGAACGGUGGAGUUUAUCCUGGACAAAGAGGACUUGUCUUUCCACUUCAUGGAGAUGAACACUCGUCUACAGGUGGAGCAUCCGAUCACUGAGAUGAUCACCGGAACGGAUCUGGUUGAAUGGCAGAUUAAGGUGGCUUCUGGAGAGCCACUUCCGAUGACUCAAGAGCACAUUCGCAAGACUGGUCAUGCAUUCGAGGCCAGAAUCUACGCCGAAGACCCGGCGGGAGGAUUCCUGCCAGGAGCUGGUCCCUUGAAUUACCUCUCGACGCCAGUGCCUUCCAAUACCACCAGAGUAGAGACCGGUGUCCGCCAGGGAGAUGAAGUAUCCAUCCACUACGAUCCGAUGAUUGCCAAAUUGGUCGUUUGGGGAGAGAACCGUCCGAGUGCCCUUCAACUUCUCAUUGAACAGCUGCGUAACUACCAAAUCGCUGGACUUCAAACGAACAUCAACUUCCUGAUUGACCUGGCCAGACACGGUCAUUUUCAGGCGGCGGAUGUCCACACUGGAUUCAUCGAUCAGCACAUGGAAACCUUGUUCCCGGUGAAAACGGUCCUUGCUGAGAAAAUCGCUCAAAUGGCAGUGGCUUACGUUCUGAACGAAAAUGCCAGCACACGCAAGUCGUUGAAUCGACUGAACCCAUUCGAUUUGGAAUUGAACUUCCGACCGAAUUAUACUCCGACCAGGAAAUUCGACCUGAAAGUUGGAGAAAAGGAACACAAGGUUGAAGUGAAAUCGAAAGGAGUGGACUUUGAAGUUCGCGUUGACGGAGGCGCUUGGUUGCACGUGAAAGCUACUAGGAAGCCACACGAGAAUCGAUUCUUGCUGCAGACGAAUAUCAAUGGACACGUUUCUUGCUUCAACACCGUGAUUGAGAGCGGUUCUAUCGCUUUGUAUGAUGAUAGUGGUCUCACAUCCGCCGAAGUUGUUCAGCCCAAAUUCGUGACUGCCGACAGUGCCAUAGAGGGAGCCAACGCCGGUUCCGUCAUUGCCCCAAUGCCAGGAGUGUUGGACAAGGUGUUCGUUAAGCCGGGAGAUUCGGUAAAGGCCGGCACUCCGCUCGCCGUGUUGAUUGCCAUGAAGAUGGAACACGUCCUGAAGGCAGCCAGUGAUGGAAUCGUGAAGGCCGUCCCCAACGCCGAAGGUUCCAACGUGCAGAAGGGAGCCGUUCUGAUUGCAUUCGAAUCAACUAGGCUAAUAGAGGUGCCUUAAAUAUUACGGACCAGCAGUGCAUUUACAAUCAAACAGUGACAAAUUGUGCAUUUAUUAGAAAUAUUUUGUAAUUUUCCAUUUGUAGGAUAAAAGACGGGUAGAACAGGGCUCAACGGGAAUCGAACGCUAAGCGUUGUAGAAUUCAGAUUGACAAUAAAAGUUUUCCAAUAUUUUCAAUUUUA
Aedes aegypti (yellow fever mosquito) is the source of this 2491-nucleotide messenger RNA. RefSeq names its product methylcrotonoyl-CoA carboxylase subunit alpha, mitochondrial (gene Mccc1). The coding region runs from base 195 to 2309 and encodes 704 amino acids. The record is from RefSeq and is a predicted model, not a curated record. Gene Ontology annotation, cellular component: mitochondrion. Gene Ontology annotation, molecular function: ATP binding; metal ion binding; methylcrotonoyl-CoA carboxylase activity. The transcript has 3 exons. Lineage: Eukaryota; Metazoa; Arthropoda; Insecta; Diptera; Culicidae.